AUGUCGCAAUCCGGAGCAACCGUCAACGAGGAGUGCGUCUCCACCUGGAACGACCUCAAGCUCAGCAAGAAGCACAAGUACAUCAUCUUCAAGCUGUCGGACGACCUUAAGGAGAUUGUCGUCGAGCACACGAGCGACAACAAGGACUGGGAGGAGUUCCGCAACAGACUCGUCAACGCCAAGACUGUUUCCAAGACCGGCCAGGAGGGCAUCGGCCCCCGAUACGCUGUCUACGACUUCGAGUACAGCCUCUCGUCUGGUGAGGGUGACCGGAACAAGCUGACCUUCAUUGCCUGGUCUCCUGACGAUGCCGGAAUCAAGUCCAAGAUGGUGUACGCCUCGUCCAAGGACGCCCUGAAGCGGGCACUGAGCGGCAUCGCCGUCGAGAUCCAAGCCAACGACGCCGACGACAUCGAGCACGACUCCAUCCUGGCCAAGGUCAGCAAGGGCAUGGCCGGCUAA
Molecule: messenger RNA, 462 nt
Organism: Diaporthe citri
Lineage: Eukaryota; Fungi; Ascomycota; Sordariomycetes; Diaporthales; Diaporthaceae
Exons: 6
Coding region: 1-462 (153 amino acids)
Biological process (GO): cell motility; actin filament depolymerization; actin filament severing
Cellular component (GO): actin cytoskeleton; cytoplasm; actin cortical patch
Molecular function (GO): actin filament binding
Source: RefSeq, a predicted model, not a curated record